Molecule: messenger RNA, 882 nt
Organism: Toxorhynchites rutilus septentrionalis
Lineage: Eukaryota; Metazoa; Arthropoda; Insecta; Diptera; Culicidae
Exons: 1
Coding region: 1-882 (293 amino acids)
Source: RefSeq, a predicted model, not a curated record
AUGCAGAAGCAGCACCGAGAGAUGAUGACCCAACUGAUUCAACAGCAGCAGCAAAGUGAUGAGAAGCAUGAACGCUUUCUCCGUACGAUCGCAUCGUCAAUCAACGUGCAGGUACCACCGAAUCCGGAACAGAUCCUUGACUCUUCGGCCGGCAACAUCAAGGAAUUCCGGUUCGAGGCCGACUCCAACGUGACGUUUGCGGCUUGGUACUCGAGAUACGACGAUCUCUUCGAGAAGGAUGCUGCUAGAUUGGACGGUGAAGCAAAAGGUCGUCUUCUUUUGCGAAAGCUGGGUGCAUCGGAGCACGAACGGUAUGUGAGUUACAUUCUGCCUAAACUUCCGAAAAAUUUUAGCUUCCUGGAAACAGUGGCCAAGCUCAAGAGCCUGUUCGGAGCAAAAGAAUCGGUGAUCAGCCGUCGCUACCGAUGCCUGCAGAUAGCGAAAAAUCCUGCAGAGGACCAUGUGGCAUUCGCUUGCCGCGAAAACAAGGCUUGCGUGGAGUUUGAGCUGGGUAAGCUCUCGGAGGAGCAAUUCAAGUGCUUGGUCUACGUGUGUGGUUUAAAAUCGGAGAACGACGUCGAGAUUCGCACCCGCCUCCUCACGAAAAUAGAAGAGAGAAAUGACGUGACGUUGGAGCAACUUUCGGAGGAGUGCCAGCGGCUGUACAACCUGAAGCACGACAGCGCCAUGAUCGAAUCUCCGUCCACGUACGACCAAGUACAAGCGAUAAGAAAAUUUGGUGGGAAGCGGUACGAAAAGCGUGACCGUGAGUCACCGAAACAUCCUUCCAGUGACACCGAAUCCAAACCAGUGCCAGUGCCAAACCCCGAAAAACUGGAAGGAGGCGCAGGAAGCAACCAGUGUCCGCCAAGGUGGUGGUAG